AAACCACAUACUCAACAUAAAUGAAAUCGUAAGACACAUUUAGUCACAUUAACUUCACAGCUUGAAUUAUUUCAACAAUAUAUAUUGCAUGCAUGUUGUUGGGAUAUAUUAUCCCGGCCUAUUACUGUUCAGGAGCCCAAGAUAUUAUCCAGUACGGAGCCCGAGCAGAUAGGCCCACUUUGGCCAUUAGGCCCGGCAUCGGCCCGUUUGGCCCAUUAGGGUGGAGAGCCCCUUCUCCCCUUCCCCUAUUUAUAGGAGGUUUUCCCUCCAUGUAAAGGAUCCCUUCCUUCUUCUUUCCUCUUCUAGAAUAGCUUACAAGACUCCUUUAAUGGGAGCUCAAAAUGUACUAUGUAAUGGUGAGGAGAGUCCUAAUGAGAAAGAGAGGGCUUGGACAUUAGCCUAAAAAGUCCCGUGGUUUUCUCCCUUUCGGGUUUCCACGUAAAAACUGAGCUUGUUCAUACACAUUCAUACAUAUAUUUACUAUAUCGCGUUGGAUUAAACUCAACACUGGCGCCGUCUGUGGGAAUCUGUCCAAAAAGAUUCAUGUGUUCUACUGCUCUUGAGUUUCUACAUAGAGAUUCACUCGAAGUAGACUGAUUCCAGCGAAAAAGAAGAAAAUAUUCUAGGGAAAAUGAUUCUGGGAAGCGAAGAAGCUACGGAUUCUGGGAAUUCGAAUCUAGUUUGUCUUUUUACAGAUCUGGAUUGCGGCCGCCGGAGCCGCCGCAACUGCCGUCGUUCCCACCGCCGUGGACCUUCCAUUGCGUCCAGCUGCGUCAGGGGAAGCUCGCCGCAGCAUCCCAGACAUUUCCAGCGGCCACCGCCUGAGUCGCACACCGCCGCUCGUCAACAGCGGUCUGAAGCCGACGCAACAUGGGGGUUCUAUCAGUUAAGAGCCUCAUGACUUCCACCAUUAAUGGUGGUUUUGAGCUCGGAAGAGGUAUAGUCGGUAGUUUGGUCGAGCUUCCGCUGGGGACCGGCUCUUCCGGCCACCCUUACUCUGCAGCAGGUUCCAUCGCCGCCCUCGGUCGGCGACUCAGCGGCCGACCUGUACUGCUGGCCUUGGUGGGGGUUAUCCUCUGCUACUCCGAAGAUGCUCCUCGCCUGGCUGUUAGCAGGCCACGUACGAAGGGCCAGAAUCUCAAAAGGGAGAUAGCAGUGAAAGACGAGCGGAGCACUUUUGCAUUAUUUGAGUGAAGGAGGAGUCAGCCGAACUGCUCAAGGGAUUAAGGGUCCAAUUGGUAGAUGAGCUCAUUAUUUCAGCCCGUAUGAGAACAUAAAGCUUGGUCAAUGGGAGGAUUUGGGAUAAUGUUGACCAAGUCCAAAUUGACAACAAGCAAGGGAGCAAAUCUGACUCCACAAAACUCCACUGGCCGAAUAUCUAUUUUGAAGCUAAGCACCCCGUUCUUGCAUUUCUUUUAAUACUCCGUAAAUGUGUUAAAAAUAAGAAAUGUUACUAGUAUUUUUAUCAUCACUAUUUAUUAGGGAUUAAAAUCUCCCGAAAUGGAAUAGUGCGAGCGAUGCUCGGGUGAUAAUUUUCACCGUCAUUUUAAUUAAUGAUGGGUUGUUGUGGGCCCGUUGGCCCGCUCCUGAUCGGCUUUAAUUAGCGAGCGGAGCAUACCGCAAUGGCCUUUGAUAGGAUAAUAUCAUUGCUAUUACCUGUUAUAUCGCUAUUAUUUAUUAGGAAUAAAAUGUCCCGAAUUAAAUAAUGCUGAGCGAGGCUCAAGUGAUGGUUAGUUCAGCUAACAUUUUAUUAAAUAUUUAAUUUCUUGAGGGCCCGAUGGCCCACUCUCAAUCAGCUUGAUUAAGCGAUCCGAGCGUCUCCAGAAGGGCGAUGCCCCGACGACGCAUUUUAAUUGGGGGGUUACGCAUUGGUCCGCAUGGCACCAAGUGCCCGAGCGACGAUCGUACCCUAGUACCAUCUGCGCCACUAGGCGAAGUGACUGUGCCAAACGCGGCCUGUGGGGCCCGAGGGCACCGAAGUGCUCAACCUCAUUUUUUCGAGGGUAGUGCGACCAACUUGGGUCUGAGUUUGAAAACUCACGGACCGGUGAAUAUUUCUAUGUGACGUUCGGCGGGCUGCUAAUUGGCUCCGCCGCGAGCUGCUACGUCCAUUAACCCCGCACGAUGAGCCGGGCCGAGGGUCACGAUGACCCAUAGGCCGGUAAUCGUGGGUGUUAGAGGGGAGCCACGAUGACCCAUGCAGAUGGUUAUGCGUGCAUAUUUAUUGUCGGGCCGUGCGGCCCGUUACCAUGCUUAUUGCGCAGCCGAAGCCGCUCGACGCGCUUGAGCAAAAUGAUUAGAAGACGCUCGGCCCGAGUCUUGAAGGCGUGCAGGGCCGGCUAAAGAGGAGACCAUCUGUAACGCCCUAAAAUCAGGUCUAGCCGGUAAUGUAUAAUUUUAAAAUAAUAUUCAUUCUCGUAUGUUAAUCUUAACGGUUAAAUAACAUUUAAUAAAGAAUUACAAUAACAGCUAGGCAUCUAACUAUUCGAAACCAAAUGUAUAAAAAAAAUGAAUUCUAAUCAUUUCUUUUAACUUCUUUUUGGGACGAAUUUUGGAAACAUGUUCGGAGCGAGACUUAUUUCAAAUUGAAAACAACCUACAUUAAAUAAGUGAUUUACGUAUGUAUAAAAGAAACCACUGUAAUAGGAUUAAAUAAAGGGAGUUUAAAAAGUAAUCAACAAAAUUUUAAAAAGAAAAAGGGAAAUGGUGUAAGAUCCACCCAUUCCACAUCCAAUUACACGAAUUGGGUAAAUUAAAAUCUCUGAAUGCUUCUGGGAUAGGAAGAAGCCAAAUUAACAUGCAUCAUAUUAUAAACUUAAUGCCACGUGAAGCAUUUUGUAGUAAUGGGAACAAAGUAAGUAAUGAUGAGGAUAGGAUAACUUUAGCUGGCCGAAGAUAACUCUGUGUCGUUACAAACAAGAAUAAUUUGGGUUUAUAAAUACAUUUUGUUGAUUGGGCAAUUUGGAGGUGGCAAUACCACCAAGUCUGACUGAAUUGAAAAUGUAUGGCAAGCAGUGGAGUUUGGCUUUACCUUAGCCUCGUAAUAUGGUCAGGCGUUGGAUCGAUAGUGGAGACUGUGAUGUCUCUUUAUAUAUAUAACCAUAUGACCAAGUUGGGGAAUUACUUUUCGUAACAAAAACUAAAGAAAAACAAGAGAAGGAGAGAAACUAGCAACUGAGUUGAACAAUCGGUGAUGUGAGGAGGAGUUACGAUCCAGCCUAGUCAUAUUCGGAUUCAACAGAUUCUUCUCAAUAAGGUUGAGCACGGAACCCGCUAGGAGCACAGGGAUGGAAAGAGGCGUAGGACGCAUUUGCAUGCCAUGUUAUUUGGUGUUUUUUUUAUAAAGGACUUUAAUAUGUCAUAUGUGAUUUUAAGAACUUCCGUUGCACUCCUUGAAGUGUUUUAUGAUGUUUAAGUUAUGUCUGUUUUAAUAACAUUCUACUCCAUGUGAGUUUGACAUUUUCUGGUAUUUAGUAAUGAAGUCGUUUUGGA
This is a messenger RNA of Cuscuta epithymum, 3492 nucleotides long. Lineage: Eukaryota; Viridiplantae; Streptophyta; Magnoliopsida; Solanales; Convolvulaceae. The record is from the annotation of a GenBank genome assembly.